AAGCCGUUUCAGUUGCGAUUCCACGGCACAGCAAUGAGAACUUUGUGGAAAAUUACGGGGCUGCUCGGUCUGAUACUCCUGAUGCUUCAGGCAGCUGAAGCACUGCGAUUGCGCGGCGAACAGCUUCCGGGUCUGGCUGGCAUCAACAGACAUCGGACCAGUGACGCAGCUACGGCCAGGAGUGGCCCUGAGGGACGUGUGACUGGUGGCACGACAGCCGCUGAGGACAGCUGGCCCUCGAUUGUCUCUCUGCAGAAUGUGUACGGCUAUCACCUGUGCGGUGGCGCGAUCAUUGACCAGGAAUGGAUUGUGACGGCCGCCAGCUGUGUGUCGGGCCUGAGGCCACGCAAUGUGGUUGUGGUCACGGGCACCACCGACUGGUGGAGCCUGUACGCCAUUUACUACUUUGUGGACAGCAUCCAUGUGCACUGCAACUUCGACAAGCCGCUCUACCACAACGAUAUCGCCCUGCUGCACCUGUCCGCAGCCAUCGAGUACAACGAGAACACCACCAGCAUCGCCCUGGCCGACAUUGACGAGCUGCAGGAGGGCGAAACGCUGACCUUUGCCGGCUGGGGCAGUCCGACUGCGAGCGGCACCUACGAGCGGUACCUGCAGGAGGCCUCCGGCGACUAUGUGUCGGUGGAGAAGUGCCGCACGGAGCUGGGCGGCACCGAUGACGUGGACCUGGGACAUGUGUGCCUGCAGUUGCCGGCCGGUAAAGGUGCCUGCCAUGGCGACACCGGCGGACCGCUGAUCGACAGCCAGGGUCGUCUCGUGGGCAUCGGCAACUGGGGCGUGCCCUGUGCUCUCGGCUAUCCGGAUGUCUAUGCACGGACCGCCUUCUACCACGAUUGGAUCCGCACCACCAUGAACGGCUGCACCAUCGGCUAGUCCGUCCGGACAUUGGUCACCCAGCCAUAUUACCUAUCAGUUCUUUGCUCUUGAGUGUUAUUGCUGAUUUAAUAAAAAUUAUGGGAUUUUUAUGAGGCCCAGAGUUCUGGGUUUUCUAUGGUCACCCAUGUUUGAGAUUGCAAAA
Messenger RNA from Drosophila obscura, 1039 nucleotides. Its product is annotated as chymotrypsin-2. Gene Ontology annotation, molecular function: serine-type endopeptidase activity. The record is from RefSeq and is a predicted model, not a curated record. The coding region runs from base 34 to 894 and encodes 286 amino acids. The transcript has 2 exons. Gene Ontology annotation, biological process: proteolysis. NCBI's taxonomy places the organism in Eukaryota, Metazoa, Arthropoda, Insecta, Diptera, Drosophilidae.